This is a messenger RNA of Wallemia ichthyophaga EXF-994, 1128 nucleotides long. RefSeq names its product Putative lysine N-acyltransferase C17G9.06c. Lineage: Eukaryota; Fungi; Basidiomycota; Wallemiomycetes; Wallemiales; Wallemiaceae. Gene Ontology annotation, biological process: siderophore biosynthetic process. The coding region runs from base 1 to 1128 and encodes 375 amino acids. The transcript is spliced from 3 exons. The record is from RefSeq and is a predicted model, not a curated record.
AUGGCAACAACCGGAGAAAUAAAGCUGAGCGACACAGCGAGUAUUCGAGUGGAAGCGACUGAUGAGGCGCUUGCUAUCCACACCGACGCAGCAACGCACCACAUACACACACUUACCCACAAAACUACGCCAAUUUCUCCAUUCUCCAUCCUCAAUGAUGAAAGAAUAGCGCGCGAUAAAAUAUAUGUGUUACCAGCGUUGCCAGAAGCGGACAAUCUCACGCUCUGGGCGAUACUCCGCGCGAUGUGGCAUGUCUUCUCGCGCCGGGAGUAUAUAGCGAUCGAGCGACCCAGCGCGCCGAUUCACACCUAUCUAACGCAGACAGGGCUAGGAUUUGGCAGUCCCGUAGACGAAGCGGUUGUCAUUCUCGCGCGCGAGUCUUUCUGGCAGGGUGCGGGUGCACCUGAGACCUACGACUGGUUGCGCCGGGAGAAUGACAGCAGCACUCCCAACGCUCCCAGCAGACACGUAUUUCCGCAGAUACAAUCGUUUACGAAGAACGAGCUCGUCGCAACGGUGCAUCCUCUCCGCCCGCCCAAGCCGACACCAGGGAGUGUGUUCUACACCCGCUACGUACCUGCUAUAGGACAAACAAUCUCGUUUGUGCAUAUGGACGGCUCAAACGCGACCCAUUUCGAACAUUACAAGAGAUGGCAGAAUAGCGACCGUGUUAACACGGGGUGGCGGGAGAGAGGGAGUGAUGAGAAACACCACAAGUACAUCGCAGAUAGACUCGCCGAUAAGCAUAUGAUGGGCUUCCUUUUCGCCUGGGAUGGUAACCUCGCCGGGUAUGGCGAGCUGGCGUGGGUGAUGGAGGACCCUAUCAACGUCUACUGCGGAGGUAUGCUUCCAUUCGAUCAGGGCAUUCACCUUCUCGUCGGUGAAGAACAUUUCAGAGGCAAGGAGAGAUUUAUCGCUACCGUCACUAGCAUGAUGCAUUGCUGCUUCUUGCGUGAGCCGCGCACGCAGAACGUUGUCGUUGAGCCCAGAGCAGACCUCGGACUCGUGCCGCGCUUGGCUAGCUUGCUGCCGAUUGAGAUGAAUAGAGAGUUCGAAUUCCCCCACAAACGCGCUGUCUUCUUUAGACAACACCGCCAACGUUUCUUCCAGGCUGCUUCGCUGGAGUGA